AGACAGUAAGACUCAGGCAAGAGUUGCACAAACUGAACCUGAACGCGAAACUCCAAAGAUAUCAGCGGAUUGCCAUCCUGAGAGAAAAGACUUCUGGAUGUAUAAAAGCAAUACUUUACUUUAGAUUAUUCGGUCUAGAAAAGACUAUAAAAAUACUUUAUUCUCUAUUAAAUAGGCAAUUAACGCACUUUCAAUGGAAUACCAAAUGGCUGCAGAAUUAAAAGGUUUGUGCAAUGGUAAAAUUGUCACAGAGUAUCUCUGCCGUAACGGCUUUAGCGAGCUGUCACUGGAGGCGAAGAAAGUCGCUUUCCAGCACAAAAACGAGACAUCCCGGAAAGAGGCGGAGGAUGAGUCGCGGUUACCUGCGCUGGAGGCGGCGUACGCAAGCAUAUUGCGAGGGCUCGGAGAAAACGCUGACCGACAAGGGCUCCUCAAAACCCCACUCCGUGCAGCCAAGGCCAUGCAGUUCCUGACCAAAGGGUACCAUGAAACAAUCUACGAUAUCCUUAAUGAUGCCAUCUUUGAUGAGGACCACAAGGAGCUGGUUAUUGUGAAAGAUAUUGACAUGUUUUCUCUUUGUGAACAUCACCUAGUACCAUUCUUUGGCAAGGUUCACAUAGGAUAUCUGCCAAGUAAAAAGGUUGUUGGCCUCAGUAAGCUUGCAAGGAUUGUUGAAAUCUACAGUCGGAGGCUUCAAGUUCAAGAGCGUCUAACGAAGCAAAUUGCAAUGGCAAUCUCUGAGGCUUUGCAGCCUGUUGGUGUAGCAGUUGUCAUUGAGGCAGCUCACAUGUGCAUGGUCAUGCGUGGAGUGCAGAAGAUGAACAGCCGUACAGUGACCAGUGCCAUGCUGGGUGUGUUCAGGGAGGACCCAAAGGCUCGGGAGGAGUUCCUGGCCCUGACCAAAAGUGCAUAGUAAUCCACACUUCCCUGCUGCAACUCAGGGUGUUUAAAUUGAAACAGGUCAACGAUUCUCUACAGGACGUUAGAGGAGUAUCUGAGGCAAAGUUAAUUUUGUUUGAGUAUAUUAAAAGGCUUAAGCAUAGACUUAUCAUGAUUGUUAAUAGCAGAAACAAUGAUAAUAGAUAAUAAUUGUUAACUUACUAAAAAGUAGAAUAUUAAACAUGUCAGUUAUAAGGCAUCUGUGAGAAUUAUUUUGUCUUGGCAUUCAGUGGUAGCUUCUCAAGAUGUGUUAUACUCGUACCUUCAAGGAAUUUACCUCAAAAGAAGUAGCUUGUAGUAACACUGAUCUAUCAAUAUUCACAUUUUAUAUAUUAGGAUUUCAAUAUAUGCAAACAAUGAAUACCCCUGAGUUUCAGCUCUAGGCAUUACAGUACACUCAUUCUGUGUGUAUGUAGCUGGUGGAAAGAUCUACAACUCUGGCUCAGUGAGAUUCUCUUAGCACCUUGGAGGGUUUGAAAAUGUAGAGUAUAUACUGAUCAGCCACAACAUUAAAACCACUGACAGGUGAAGUGAAUAACAUUUAUUAUAUCAUUACAAUGGCACCUACCAAGGGGUGGAAUAUAUUAGACAGCAAGUGAACAGUCAGUUCUUGAAUUUCAUGUGUUGGAAGCAGGAAAAAUGGGCAAGCGUAAGGAUCUGAGCGAUUUUGACAAGGGCCAAACUGUGAUGGCUAGACGACUGGGUCAGAGCAUCUCUAAAACGGCAGGUCUUGUGGGGUGUUCCCAGUAUGCAGUGGUUAGUACCUACCAAAAGUGGUCCAAGGAAGGACAGCCGGUGAACUGGCGACAGGGUCAUGGGUGCCCAAGGCUUAUUGAAGGCUAGCCCGUUUGGUCCGACACCACAGAAGAGCUACUGUAGCACAUAUUGCUGAAAAACGUAAUGCUGGCCAUGAUAGAAAUGUGUCAGAACACACAGUGCAUCGCAGCUUGCUACAUAUGGGGCUGCGUAGCCGCAGACCGGUCAGAGUGUCCAUGCUGACCCCCGUCAACUGCCGAAAGUGCCUAAAAUGGGCAAGUGAGCGUCAGAACUGGACCAUGGAGCGGCCUGGACUGAUGAAUCACAUUUUCUUUUAGGUAAUUUGGAUGGCUGGGUAGGUGUGAAUUUACUGCGUUUUUCAUGUUGUGUCAUGUCGCAAUGGGUUUUUUUACGUAGAAAUUUGAUUUUAUAAAUUUGAUACAUUUAUCGUUACAAUCUACCACUGUUGAAGUAUUGAAUUAAGGCAAGCUCAUGAGCAGGCUAUUUAGACAAUGUCAAAGCCUAUUCUUAAGAAAACAUUUGAGAACUUCUUAAAUUGUUUUUCAAGAAUUGCACUUAGGAACGUUCUUACGAACUUAUAAUUUAUCCUAAGAACUUACUUAAUUUUUUUCUUAAGAACAUUUUCGUGAAUCUGUCCCCUAGCAUUCAUGUGGAUGUUACUCUGACAUGUACCACCUACUGUACCUAAUGUUUGUUGCAGACCAUGUACACUCCUUCAUGGCAAUGGUAUUCCCUGAUGGUAGUGGCAUAUUUCAGCAGGAUAAUGCACCCUGCCACACUGCAAAAACUGUUCAGGAUGGUUUGAGGAACAUGACAAGGAGUUCAAGGUGUUGACUUGGCCUCCAAAUUCCCCAGAUCUCAAUCCGAUUGAGCAUCUAUGGGAUGUGCUGGACCAACAGGUCCGAUCCAUGGAGGCCCCACCUCGCAACUUACAGGACUUAAGGAUCUGCUGCUAACAUCUUGGUGCCAGAUACCAUAGGACACCAUCAGAGGUCUUGUGGAGUCCAUGCCUUGACGGGUCAGAGUUGACUGGCAGCACGAGGGGGACCUACACGAUAUUAGGCAGGUGGUUUUAAUGUUGUGGCUGAUCAGUGUCCGAUCAGC
This is a messenger RNA of Myxocyprinus asiaticus (Chinese sucker), 2820 nucleotides long. RefSeq names its product GTP cyclohydrolase 1-like. Bases 194 to 913 code for a protein of 239 amino acids. The record is from RefSeq and is a predicted model, not a curated record. Gene Ontology annotation, biological process: tetrahydrobiopterin biosynthetic process; tetrahydrofolate biosynthetic process. Gene Ontology annotation, cellular component: cytoplasm. The transcript has 6 exons. Gene Ontology annotation, molecular function: GTP binding; GTP cyclohydrolase I activity; zinc ion binding. NCBI's taxonomy places the organism in Eukaryota, Metazoa, Chordata, Actinopteri, Cypriniformes, Catostomidae.